This is a messenger RNA of Toxotes jaculatrix (banded archerfish), 1774 nucleotides long. It is a transcript of the gene bcap31, whose product is annotated as B cell receptor associated protein 31. NCBI's taxonomy places the organism in Eukaryota, Metazoa, Chordata, Actinopteri, Toxotidae. The record is from RefSeq and is a predicted model, not a curated record. The coding region runs from base 144 to 872 and encodes 242 amino acids. Gene Ontology annotation, cellular component: endoplasmic reticulum; endoplasmic reticulum membrane. Gene Ontology annotation, biological process: intracellular protein transport; endoplasmic reticulum to Golgi vesicle-mediated transport. The transcript has 8 exons.
AUGAGGUGGCACUGAAUUCCGGAAGCCGACAGUGUUCAUAAACAGAAGCUAAGCUAACAGGCUAACAUUCUUGGCAGAGUAGCGUGUUUAAAACUCAACGCUGAUUUUCUCGGAGUCUGAGUCUGAACCUCUCAGGAGUCAGAAUGAGUCUGCAGUGGACGGCGGUGGCCACCUUCCUGUACGCCGAGGUCUUCUUUGUGCUGCUGCUCUGCAUCCCCUUCAUCUCACCCAAGAGGUGGAACAAGAUCUUCAAGUCUCGUAUCGUUCAGGGCAUCGCUCUGUAUGGAAACACUUCAUUCAUGGUGGCCAUCGCCAUCCUCGUCUUCCUGCUGAUCGAUGCCUUUCGUGAGGUGAGGAAGUACAGCGUGACGGAGAAGGUGGACCUGACCAACAACCCGACGGCCAUCGAACACAUCCACAUGAAACUGUUCAGAGCUCAGAGGAACGAGUACAUCGCCGGCUUCGCCCUGCUGCUCUGCCUGUUACUGCGUCGCCUCGCCACCCUGCUCUCCCAGCAGGCCUCGCUCAUGGCCUCCAACGAAGCCUUCCAGAAGCAGGCGGAGGGCGCCAGCAACGCCGCCAAGAAAUACAUGGAGGACAACGAGCUGCUGCAAGAGAAACUGCGUGAGGCCGGCAUCGACGUGCCCGAGGCCGGGAAGAAGGGAGCAGGGCCGCAGGAGGAGAACAGGAGUCUGAAGGAGGAGGUGAAGACCCUGAAGGAGGAGCUGGACACCACCAAGAAAGCUCUGCAGAAGUCGGACAGUGACGUUCGUGCGAUGAAGAAACAGGCGGAGAACCUGACGGUGGAGUACGACAGGCUGCUGGAGGAGCACAGCAAGCUGCUGGCGAGCAGUGACAAGAAAUCAGACUGAGGAGAGACGCUUUCCACUUCCUCUCAUCUUCAUCUUCAUCAUCUUUGCCGUCCCGGACACACGGUCCGCUGCCUCCGUAUCCACCUUGAUGUCCUGCUCAGCAAUGUGAUGUCACUUCCUUUUGUGCCAGCUGACAUCGCUGGGCUGUGAUUGGUUCAUUAGACUGUUGAGAGUUUUAUCAGACGAUAAAAACUCUGAGGACAUGAACUUUUUUCCGAACUCUUCAGCUUCUGUCUCUGUUGGAGCUUCAGUCUUUUUCUGUUUUCAUUUUGUUGCUUUGAAAAUUUUUCUCCACUUUGCUGUUUGUUGUUUUUUUUCUUGUACAACUUUUAAACAGCAGAAUUAGUUAAACAGUGAAACAGUGUUGAUCAGUGUUGAUCAGUUAAAAUCUGAUCAUUCCAGUCGGAGUUUACAUGAUGUUUCCAGCAGAAACACGAGAGCUUGGCUCUGAGAUGAUUCUGUACCUGGUGAACAUCAGGCUGUAAACUGAUCCUAAACGUCUUUGAAUUAAGUGAAAUCCCUGAAACUCUUGAUGUGUGUGAAGGUUGAUGAGGAGCCGUGUCUCUUACUCUGUGAAUGUUUGGUCAUUAAAACCGGCCGGGCCUGUGUCAUAGGUGACACACGGAGUCCAGAUGUGAACAGAUGUAAAUAGGGAUGGUUACCUGUGAACAGGGCGUCUGCGGGUCAGAAGGUUUUCACAGUCUUCACCUGCUGGACACGCUGUCUGCUGCAGCAGCUGGAUCACAUCAGGUCUGAGUGGACAAGCUCCACUCAAUGGUCAAGAUUUCAACUUCAACUUUAAUGAAUUCCUUUGUUAAUUGGCAAAUUCAUGUGUUCAUUUUCCAGCUCGAUGUAAUGAUCUCCUUCAUCAGUGUGAUGUAAUAAAUCAUUCUUGGACUUUU